Messenger RNA from Diachasmimorpha longicaudata, 1886 nucleotides. RefSeq lists its product as uncharacterized. Lineage: Eukaryota; Metazoa; Arthropoda; Insecta; Hymenoptera; Braconidae. Gene Ontology annotation, biological process: fatty-acyl-CoA biosynthetic process; long-chain fatty acid metabolic process. Gene Ontology annotation, molecular function: long-chain fatty acid-CoA ligase activity. The transcript has 7 exons. The record is from RefSeq and is a predicted model, not a curated record. The coding region runs from base 119 to 1738 and encodes 539 amino acids.
UCUAUCUAAUCGAAGCGUAAUGAGAUUGAAAAAUUGAUUGCGAAUUGGUUAGCAAGCUCGGAUAAAUAUUCAUGAGUAGUAGCACUUGGACAUUUCUCGGGGACGAAGCACUCCGAGGAUGAUGAAUACCGAAUCAAAGAAAUAUCCUCAACUGACUUUCGAAAAUGGGAUUUGGAGGGGCCCUACGAAAAUAUAUCGAAAUGAUGAUUUUCAAGUGGGAAAGAGAGCACUCAGGAGUCUGAAGGAGGCUCCAAAAUUCAUUGGUCAAAUUGAUUCUGCCACUGGAAAAUCGGAUACCUUCGGUGAUAUGAUGAACAGGAGCGUCCGGUGCUCCCUGUGGCUGAGGAAAAAGGGAAUUGGCCGCGGUGAUGUCAUCUCCAUUGCUGGUGCUAAUCACGUAAAUACAGUGAUUCCUAUUCUAGCUGGUCUCUAUCAAGGAUGCACCGUGAACACUUACCCAUAUGAUUGGUUGGAUGAAGAAUUAAUAUCUGAUUUCGUGAGAGACCUCGAGCCGAAGAUUGUUUUCGCCGAUGCAGUACUGGGGCCGAAAAUGAUGAAAUACAGCAAUAUCGAUAACAAGAAAUUCCAAGUCAUAGUUUUUGGAGAUCUGCCGGGAUUCACGUCCUUCAAAGAUAUUCUGGAUGAGCAGAGCGCUGACGAAGUUGAUAAUUUCGAGUGCGUGGAUAUUUCCUCUGAAGAGGACACCGCAUUCUUCUCAUUCACCUCUGGCUCCAGUGGACAUCCCAAGGUGUUUCAGUAUCCUUAUAAACUCCUGAAGCGAGAUGUCCACUGGUUACCGAGAGAAGAACUCUACGAGAGGGUGGGAAUAUGGUGUACCGAGCCUGCAUGGGUUGUCGUCGUCAUCUCUGCCCUGCAGGCGAUCCUCGAUCGCUCGACUUAUGUCAUCCACAAGUACACGAAUGCGGCUGAUUUCUGCAGAGUUAUUGAAAAGUACAAGAUCAACUGGAUGAUGCUGGGAACGGAGCACGUGAAUAUGAUAUCUCGAUUAUCGAACACAGCAGAGUUCGAUUUUUCCGAGGUGACGUUCAUUCGAUACUGCGGGUCCUACAUCAGACCGGAAGUAGAGAGAAAUCUGCACACUAUAUUUCCUGGAACAUGGCUGUCACAGUCGUAUGGUUUAACCGAGAUCGGUAUCGUUACGUACACGAUGAGCGACCACAAGUGCCCCUCCUGUGGUAUACCCGCCGAGAACACUGAAGUUAAACUGAUAAAUUCCAAAGAUGAGACUGUUAUGUCUCCCAAUCAAUCAGGAGAAUUGUGCGCCAGAACUCCGUGUCUAUCGAUUGCUUAUCACAAGAGUACAACAGCAUCAGAACGAACACUGGAUUCAGAUGGUUGGUAUCGCACCGGUGACCUGGCUUAUUACAACGAGGAUGGUGAAUUCUUCUUCGUCGAUAGGAUCAAGGAAAUGAUCAGGUAUCUUGUCGCUGAUAUUCCGGCUGGUGUCGUAGAGGACUGCAUACUAAAGCAUCCUGCUGUUCUUGAAGUUGCUGUUGUUGCUAAACUACAUGACGAAGACAUAGAACACCCCAUGGCUUUCAUUGUCAAGAAGCCGUACAUACCGGUGACGGAACAGGAAAUCGAAGGUUGGGUUCAGAAGCAUCUGCCAGAUCGUAUGAGACUUCGUGGGGGUGUUAGAUUUCUUAACAAUAUGCCGUAUAAUAAUGCUGGGAAAAUAGCUAAAGGCAUUCUGCGACAUUGGUGUAAUGCUGAGUAGCAAAAAAACGCAUCACAUAAUUUCUAAAGAAAGACUAUUUUAACUGCAAUAGAAGAUAUGAUCAUUUGUUGUUUUAUAUAAAUUGUAUCUAAGAUAAAAUAAUCACUGUGAAUGGAUUAUAAUCUGAAUAAAAAGAGUGAAAGGAAAA